AUGUUCUCUCUCUUCUGUAUUGCAGAAGUUGUUGAAUUUCCUCAAACUCAGAAUCGCAAAUUCGAUACUGUAUGCGCCAACCAUGAAUACUACGAGAAGAUUCUAUUCCCAUGGGAAAGUGCAUGGGAUUAUUCAGUAGAUGAUUCUACUGAUGGAAUCGAUGUUUCAGGCUUACAUGUAUCCGACGCCAACAAUGAAUCGUGUAAAAACAAUUUACAAGUAAGUGAAGGGAUUAGAACGCGUUCGAUUGACAUUUUUAAUAGAAUUCGUUGGCUUACUGGUUAUCAAAGGAAUCAAACAUACAUCACAGAUGAUGAAUCAAAGGCAUGUCAGUGUUCUUUUGUUUCUUUUGCUAAUAAUGGUGCAUCUGGACACAGCGGCGAAGGUAGAUGCACAGCAGAGAAUCCCGAUGCAGCAACUUAUUGUGGAAAAUCAAACCUUGCUACAUUCCAACACAAAAAAUUGGCUAAUGGCAUUGUAAAUCUUUACAAUGAAGGUACUGUCACUCUUGGGCACCGACAAAUCAUAUUAUCUCCAAUGAUGAAGGGAACUACUGUUUGCAGUGCCUAUGGUGAUCGUAAACAAACAACUACUACAAUUGGUGGAACUGAAUAUACAACAACUCAGCCUGCAUCUGAUUUCUAUACAAUGGGAAUAACAUAUGAUACUGAAAAUACCGAAGAACUCCCAUUCAUUGCUGCUCCGCCACCAGGAUUUGUUCCUUACUAUUUGAUUCCAAGAAUCUUCAGUUUCCAAUCAAAGGACAUUACUAAUCCACAACUUAGUGAUAUUAAAGUUUAUAGAAAUGGAACUCGACUCACUGCCGGUGGUUAUUCAUCUGUUAUUCAAAAUAACUACGCCACACAAGGUACAUAUGCCGGAUAUAUUUUCAUUCCAACAGAAAAAAUCCAAGAAACUUCCUUCGCAACAAGUGGUACACAAUUAGCAAAAAUAUUCCCAUAUCCAGGAACAGUAUUCUCAUUCGAAAUCACUAAUAAUGGAAAGACAUAUAGAUAUAACACGACAGUUGUUGAUUGCAGACAACCAAACACAUAUCCAGAUCCUCCUGAAAUUGAAACUUCACCAACAAAUACUGAAGAAAACGAGACCCAAAAUAGUACAAAUACUAACACACCAACAACAGAUGGAAAUGAAACAAAUAGUACAAAUACUAACACACCAACAACAGAUGGAAAUGAAACAAAUAGUACAAAUACUAACACAUCAACAACAGAUGGAAAUGAAACAAAUAGUACAAAUACUAACACACCAACAACAGAUGGAAAUGGAGAUUCUAAAAACAACACAACCACAACAACAACUGCAUCACCAGAAAGUAGCAAUCCACAAAAAGGAGAUAAUAAUGGAGAUAAUCAGAGUUCAGGUUUGACAAAGGGUCAAAAGGCAGGAAUCAGCAUCGGUGUUAUCUUAGGUGUUGCAGUUAUUGUUGGUGUUGUUGUUGCCAUCUUAUUUGUCAAAGGUGUUAUUGGUGCAGGUGGCGCUGCUGCCGCCGGUGAUGCUGCUGCAGAUGAAGCUGUUGAUGUUUAA
Messenger RNA from Trichomonas vaginalis G3, 1548 nucleotides. RefSeq names its product DNA-directed 5'-3' RNA polymerase protein. NCBI's taxonomy places the organism in Eukaryota, Parabasalia, Trichomonadida, Trichomonadidae. The record is from RefSeq and is a predicted model, not a curated record. Bases 1 to 1548 code for a protein of 515 amino acids. The transcript has a single exon.